Oxyura jamaicensis (ruddy duck) is the source of this 5130-nucleotide messenger RNA. It is a transcript of the gene HNRNPLL, whose product is annotated as heterogeneous nuclear ribonucleoprotein L like. The record is from RefSeq and is a predicted model, not a curated record. Gene Ontology annotation, biological process: mRNA processing; regulation of RNA splicing. The transcript has 13 exons. Bases 144 to 1784 code for a protein of 546 amino acids. Gene Ontology annotation, molecular function: mRNA binding. Gene Ontology annotation, cellular component: nucleus. Lineage: Eukaryota; Metazoa; Chordata; Aves; Anseriformes; Anatidae.
GGGAGGGGGUGUGCGGGGGGACGGAGCGCGGAGCAUCUCUCGCGGGCGCCGCCGCCGCCGUGAGGCGCCGCUCCCGUCCCCGCUCCUCCCGCUCGCUGUGUGCGCGCCCUCCGCCGCCGACCGGCCCUCGUCCCCCCCCCGCCAUGUCGUCCCCGUCGUCCGGGGAGCGGUACGAAGAGGAGGAGGAGGAGGACGGCGCCUACGAGAGCCAGGCCAAGCGGCUGAAGCCCAGCGCCGCCGCGGCCGUCGCCGAGGAAGGCGAGAUCGAGUACAGCGGAGCCGAGGAGGGCGAGAGCCGGCGGGACAAGGCCCCCCCGCCGCGGGGGGGCGGCUUCUCGGGCGGGGAUGCAGGGGGAAGUCAUCACAAAGUCUCUGUUUCUCCUGUCGUCCAUGUCCGAGGGCUGUGUGAAUCCGUUGUGGAAGCUGAUCUUGUGGAAGCUCUUGAAAAGUUUGGAACCAUAUGUUACGUCAUGAUGAUGCCAUUUAAGCGCCAGGCUCUGGUGGAGUUUGAAAACAUAGAAAGUGCCAAGAAAUGCGUAACGUUUGCAGCAGAUGAACCUGUGUACAUUGCUGGACAGCAAGCCUUUUUCAACUAUUCGACAAGUAAGAGGAUUACUCGGCCAGGGAACACAGAUGACCCAUCUGGUGGAAAUAAAGUUCUCCUGUUGUCAAUUCAGAACCCUCUCUACCCAAUUACAGUGGAUGUCUUGUAUACUGUGUGCAACCCUGUUGGGAAAGUUCAGCGCAUUGUGAUAUUCAAGAGGAAUGGAAUACAAGCUAUGGUUGAGUUUGAAUCAGUUUUUUGUGCCCAGAAGGCAAAGGCAGCACUCAAUGGAGCAGAUAUCUAUGCAGGAUGCUGUACACUAAAAAUUGAAUAUGCAAGGCCAACUCGACUUAAUGUCAUUAGAAACGACAACGAUAGUUGGGACUACACUAAACCGUAUCUGGGCCGACGAGACAGAGGGAAGGGCCGCCAGAGGCAAGCUAUUUUGGGAGAGCACCCAUCGUCAUUUAGACAUGAUGGUUAUGGGUCACAUGGUCCCUUGUUGCCAUUACCAAGCCGCUACCGAAUGGGAUCUCGAGACACUCCAGAACUUGUUGCUUAUCCAUUGCCCCAGGCAUCCUCCUCAUACAUGCACGGUGGAAAUCCUUCUGGUUCAGUUGUCAUGGUUAGUGGAUUGCAUCAGCUAAAGAUGAACUGUUCAAGGGUCUUCAACCUGUUCUGCUUGUAUGGAAACAUUGAGAAGGUGAAAUUUAUGAAGACAAUUCCAGGCACAGCACUGGUUGAAAUGGGUGAUGAGUAUGCUGUAGAAAGAGCUGUCACACAUCUCAACAAUGUCAAGUUAUUUGGAAAGAGACUUAAUGUCUGUGUUUCCAAGCAGCAUUCAGUAGUUCCAAGCCAGAUAUUUGAACUGGAGGAUGGCACGAGUAGUUACAAAGAUUUUGCAAUGAGUAAGAAUAAUCGUUUCACCAGUGCUGGCCAAGCAUCUAAAAACAUCAUCCAACCACCCUCUUGUGUGCUGCAUUAUUAUAAUGUUCCCCUGUGCGUAACUGAAGAAACGUUUGUGAAGCUAUGUGAGGAUCAUGAAGUUCUCAGCUUUAUUAAAUACAAAGUGUUUGACCCAAAACCCUCUGCCAAAACACUCUCUGGUCUGUUGGAAUGGGAAUGUAAGACAGAUGCAGUUGAAGCUCUCACUGUACUUAAUCACUACCAGAUAAGAGUCCCAAAUGGCUCUAACCCUUAUACCUUGAAGCUUUGCUUCUCUACUUCAUCGCAUUUAUAGAGAAGAGGACUGCAUGUUAAGAGCUGCAUUCACCUUGAUUUGCAAGUUUGAAACUACACUUCGUUCACAAAGCUCUAAAGUGGUUGCUCUAAUGUUGCCUUGUUUCGACUUAAUUCUAAUAUCUUUUAUCUUGUUUUAUAAUAAAUGGAUGUUCCUUCAUAAAAUACUAAACAGAUUUUUUUUCUUUUUGCCUCUAAGAAAUACAUGUUGUAAGCUUACUACAAAGUCUGUCUUUCAUUAGUGUAGUAUCUUCAGAUCUCUAAAGAAACACCAGUAGCGUAAACAAGGCGGUGUACCAUUCAGACCUUAAAAUGUCCAUUGUUUUCUUCCAAAAUUGAAAUAUAUUUGCGUUUUCGAUGAUGUUAAAGAUUAGCAAGUAUUUUUCCAUUUGUAGUCUUAAUUGGCAAAGAGAACUGUUACAUCAGAAUUUUAAACGUAGAACUUGUUUUUCAGUAUGUUAAGUGGUGAAGUAUGUUGCAAUUCUAAAAAGCUUGUAUUUAUAAAGCGCUUUAAUCAGGUUAAUGUUGCACAUACUGAAUUUUUAGUAGUGUAGACUUACUUGAUUUAUAGUUCAGACAAAGCUAAUAUAGAGAAUUAUUAAUUGUACAUGUGUAUGGUGUGAAUUCAUACUUAUUUAUAGUGUUUUUUUAAAAAAAACUAUUUUCAGUUUGCAUUAGCAUGAUGGCAUCUAUAGCUAGUCCCACCAUAGGGGCCUUUUUAAAAUUAAAAUUGCAAGCUUGUAUCAGUGUGUUCAUCCUCAUUUUCCAUAACUUAAAUUUAAAUCUUGGUGUUUAACAUAUCCUUUUUGAAUUUUUUUAAGUAGUUAUUAUGACUUAUUAAAUGGUAAAAGUUGGAUAUAUGAGAACAGAAGAUUAUUCACAAUAGAGAUCAAGGUGGUGGAAAAAGUUAAAACAAAAAGCAAGCCCCACCAUACCUGGAUUGUUGAUUUCAUUUACACCGGAUUCUUCUAUCAAUGUUUGCUUUUGUCUGAUUUAUCUUACACUUUUGUUAUGAUGAUGGAUGGAUUCAUAGGGUGAAUAGACUUAACUUGUCUCUCACUUAAACUGAGGUUGUCUCUGUGGGGUUCAGAUAAUAUAACCCUAAUCACGUGAUGUGAAACCAUUGAGAUAAGAAAUCUUUCACUUUGGGGAAGAUGAUUUAUUUGUGUCCCAGUACUUCGGCACCUCAGUUCUCUCUUCUAGAACUGAAGUUGCAUCUUGUUUGGGCCCAGCCCCCAGAAAUAGGAAUCCAAGCAGGAAGCCUGGGAGCUCUUGUCCCAGGCCUUGUGCUUGUUCCCCUUUCUGAAUUUGCAGCAAAGUGUUUAGUGCCUCUUUUAGUUCCGCUCUUAGUGAUCAAAAUAAUCUGAUCAGGUGUUUUCUUUUAUCACACAAGUCCUUCAUUCUGUCUUUAUGGAUUUUAUCAGUAUCCAUCCUUUAUGCAAAAUUAUAUUAGUGCAGUAUGCUUGUCCUUGAGAAAGUAUGUUGCAGUAUGUUUACAGACUGUGGGCAUUGCACAUGUUUUUAAAUACAGACUAGAUUUUCCCUGUUUUUAAUUUCAAGGCAAAUACGUGUAAUGAUACCAGGGAAAUGUCAGCUGUUCUUCAGGUUUUCCCAUCACCUAUGAUUCAUUUUCAUCCUGUCUGCCUCCAUUUUAUUCAUGUUCCAGGUAAUGAGUAUUUCAGGAGUUCAAAGCAGGCUUCUAAUACACCUGAACUGGGAACUGAAGGACUGCUACUCUUUGGCAACUCUUCCUGCAUAAGGUUUGGAAUAAUACUGGACACUAGUCUGGAAGAUGGCAAACAGACUUGCAUUCUAGUGGCACUGCUAGUGCUCUUUUCAGCCUUAGUGAAACUGCUUCCAGAGAACUCUAGCCUGGAAGGCCAUGUGCCAUAGCCAGCUACUUGCCAAUAGUGCUGGGUACUAGUGUUCUGUGCUGCCUAGUGGUUUAAUUGUGAAAAGUCUCUCCCAGUCAUUCAUUUCUCUUCCAUCACCUUGAAUGUUCUGUGGAAACCCGUUUCUUCUGUCAUAACUUGCAUUGCUAUUUGUAUUAAUGUUGUUUCAGAAGUCAAGUGGUUUAAAGUUAAGCAUUAAAAAUAGUAUGUUAUCUGUUGGUCCAGUUUGGGAUGUAGGAUGUGACCCUAAGAGCAUUCAGGUUUAAAAAAGAAAAAUAAAAAAAAGCACUUUAAUGUUUCUGUAUCCUCAGUGGAUCACAGCAUUCAGUGCCUAAGAUGCUCAGGUGAACAGCGUCUUUCCUGUGGCUGCUCAGAUCAAACUGAAAACAGACUCAUUCUUGGUGUAUCUGAGAGGACGUGUGAUACCAGCUGGAAGUCCCUGUUUUGCAAAAUGAGUAGCCUGUGCCAUGCGGGGAAGAAAAGAGCAGAGACUGAGAAAUUGUUUAACCUUCUUCCUACAUAAAAUAAUCAUCUUCUUCACGUAAAAGUUGAGAACAUGAAAAAUUCCUUGCUGGUCUCUGGCUGUAAAAAGAAAAUAAUGUCAUUUCCUGGGCCCACAAGGAUAGAUAGCUGUCCUCAGGGAGGAAUGAGGUUGGUCUCCUCCUUCUGAAAUUGAGGUCUGUGUUCACCUGUAAUCUUGCUCUUUAGAAUAGAGCCAAAGCAGUGGGCAGGUAAAGAGUUGCUCCAAGGGGAGUGACGUUUGUGUGUAAUUUGGCAGCCUACCACUUACUGUAUUUGUUAGAUUAAAAUUAAAGUACUAAGGUCUCUCAAUGCAGUUUUUUUUGUCCCUUUUGCAUAAGCCAUAUAUGCAAAAUAGUGAACACUGCUAUGCAUAUUUCUUGCUUGCAAGCAGCUUGCAUUCACGAUGUAAUAUAUUCACAUCUGUUCCACUGUUUAAAAAAAAAAAAAAAGGUUAUUUUUUCUAAUUGAUCACCUUUCAUUGGAAGUAAAUGAUACAUUGAGGUGGAGAUCUGUUAAUCUUCUCUCACGAUACUCUAAUCUUUCUUUGUACUUAUUUCCCCUUACAUGCAAGAAUUGGGAAGAGUUGCUUUUUGACUUUCUAUACCACCACAGCAAGAUGGAGUGUAUCACUAGGGUGAUAUGAGAAAAGAUUUCAAAGAAACCAUUCAGGAAACGUUCGGGUGUUUUACUUCAUGAAAGGAAUGAUACAACUUAAUGUGAUGUUGCUAAUUCUGUCUUUUAGCAGGGGAUGUUUGGGGUAAGCUGGCUUGUAACUGGCUGAAACCCUCUAUUGUAAUUAAAUGCAACUUGCUCCUUUUCCUGCUGUGUGUUUCCUUGUGAACAGAACUUGAAUUUGUUUGAAUAUUAUGAUGUCUUAGCAGGAGACAUUCAGUCUCUUCUUUUAAAUAAUACAUUGGAGUCUGAGAACACAAA